AUGUCUGCCUUGCACCGAUUCUUUACUAAUCGGGAAAAGGGGUUAAUGCCAAAGCCCUCUGAGAGGAUCACCACUGCUACAGUCCCAGAGAAAACAUUUCACGUAGCGGUGCAAGGAUGCAGCCAUGGCGAGCUCAACCGCAUUUAUGCCGCCUGUAGUGAUCAUGAGAAGCAAACGGGUAAAAAAAUUGAUCUACUAAUUUGUUGUGGGGAUUUUCAGUGCGUGCGAAAUGAAGCAGAUAUGGCGAGUAUGGUAGUCCCUGACAAGUACAAGACUCUUGGUGACUUCGCCUCAUACUACACGAAUCUUUCGACCAAUGUACCUCUCUCGACGACAACAGGGAACACGAGCGAUCAACGACAACAAAGUUUUCAGCAGCACCGCCAGGCACCCUACUUGACGAUUUUUAUUGGCGGGAAUCAUGAAAAUUCUGACUGGCUGGCUGAGGAAAGCUACGGCGGGUUUGUGGCACCAAACAUUUACUAUUUAGGCCAUUCGGGCAUUAUUGUCGUGGAUGAAAUGCUCUGUAUAGGCGGCCUAAGCGGCAUCUUUAAGGAUAUGGACUACCACCGUCCAUAUCCUUCUCGGCCGUACUGGAGUCAGGAAGCCGCCAAGCGCUCUGCAUACCACGUUCGCCGCAUUGAAGUUCAAAAGCUUCAAGCUUUUAUGAGUAUACUACGCAAUGAAAGGAUAUUGCGAGGGAAUGCACACCACGACGCAGCGGUGCAACCAAAACCACAGGACGUCGAUGCUAUAAAUCCGGAAAAUGGCACCUCUUCAAGUUUUAACUCAGCUUCCACAAAAUUCUUCUUCCCGUUGCGCGUGGAUAUUAUGCUUUCUCAUGACUGGCCAGCGGGUAUCACAAAGUACGGCGACGAGCCCCAGUUGCUUCGCUAUAAACCCUAUUUUAAGGACGAGGUAGUGCGCAACGAACUUGGCAACCCGCACACCUUGGAAUUAUUACGCCUCGUGCAACCCCAGCACUGGUUCGCGGGGCAUCUGCAUUGCUUUUUCGAAGCAAAAGUCCCGCACCGUGAGAAUAUAUCUAAUGGCUCUGGGGAUGUCACCUCCACCAGCUUUACGGCACUAGACAAGUGCAGCAAGGGAAAGGGCUUUAUUGACUUUUUUGAUAUAACGGUUUCUCACCCACGCGGGGGGGCGGCGCGGGAUGCGUCAUCAAGCCCUCCUCCCUCCUCUCAUACACGAGAAUCGGGGAGUUUGCCCUCCGAUUUUGCGGGGAAGCAUCGCAUUCAACGGCACCCUCUGUGGGUAGAGGUACUCAAAGCCUCGCACGCCUAUGUAAGCCGAAAUCUGUGUGGUCCAGCUUCGCGCCGCAAUCCUCCAGGGGAUCCACCUACCGCACACGCCGCUUCUCCUAGUGGGUUUUUUGACCUAAACAGAUUUGUUGAUAAUUGGAACCGUCGAGGUGGCUUUAGGGAGUGCGCAGAAGUAGCAUCGGGAAACGUUGAAGCGAUUUUAGGAGCCCCUACUACAUCUGCUCUGUUGAGUGCGCUUCAUCUUCACCCUGCGGAGCCGCUCCAGAUGAACAUUGUUUCAGAUGCCAUCAACACGCACGGUCCCGCGGCGACCUCCAAGGCAACAGGGAUGAGGGCCCUAAAAAGGGAAAAGACGGAGGGCGAUCUGUGCAGCGCGUCGGAUUGGAAAGAGGUUAAAGACGCAGUGACUACCAUGGGAAACCCCUUGAGUUGGACUGAAGAUCUUUCCCCUACCUAA
Molecule: messenger RNA, 1734 nt
Organism: Phytomonas sp. EM1
Lineage: Eukaryota; Euglenozoa; Kinetoplastea; Trypanosomatida; Trypanosomatidae
Source: the annotation of a GenBank genome assembly